AUGGAGGUUGAUAUAAAUCAACACCACAUAAAAUCAAAAUCCGAUCAUCCAUCAACCUCAAGCACGCUCGCCUCGAAUACGCCUCGCCAACUGGAUGUCCUUCGGCAUAAUCGUGACCCUCUUGGCGUGAAUAGCGCACAGAUUCGUGUCCUCGAAGAGACCCACGAGGUAGGCCUCGGCCGCUUCCUGCAGAGCCAAGACGGCGUGGCUUUGAAACCUCAGAUCUGUCUUGAAAUCCUGCGCAAUCUCACGAACCAGACGCUGGAAAGGGAGCUUCCGGAUCAGGAGCUCCGUGCUCUUCUGGUACUUUCGGAUUUCACUGUUCAAAAUCGAAAAAAUUAA
Messenger RNA from Striga asiatica, 342 nucleotides. Lineage: Eukaryota; Viridiplantae; Streptophyta; Magnoliopsida; Lamiales; Orobanchaceae. The record is from the annotation of a GenBank genome assembly.